Molecule: messenger RNA, 5367 nt
Organism: Astrephomene gubernaculifera
Lineage: Eukaryota; Viridiplantae; Chlorophyta; Chlorophyceae; Chlamydomonadales; Astrephomenaceae
Source: the annotation of a GenBank genome assembly
CGUGACAGACCCUAAUUACGCCCAACCUCAUUCCCUCGAUUUAUGACACUCUAUUAGCUCUCCAUACGAUCUUGGCCAAGUAACCUAUCUGCGAAGACCGAGCUUGUUAUACACAGAGUAAAAGGGUUGCUCUUUUUUGGCUUAAAGCGCAACGCCCAAUUGAUGUUAGCAAUAUAACAUACAACAAGCAAGGUCUGCUGUGCAGUCUUCUGCGAGUUCUGUUUUCUGCGAUUACGACUACCAGCUUUCCCAUAACCUGGCACACGCCGAGCGACGUACAUCCGCUGAGCUUCUACACCGUCCAAGAUCGAGUCUCUUGAAGGCUAAGCAGUCACUACCGGGUUGCCUGAGGGGUCAAGCGUAAUCUUCGUAGACAGUUGCGAUGGGUACACUCCCACCGUUCCCGGAGCCGCCACGCGGCAUUCGGCUCGAGGAACGUGCCCCAUCAAUUACUACUUUGAUUCUGGACGGUGUGAAAGGCGCAUCACCUGGAAGCGCUGGUCCUGUUUGUGCGCGAGACAUCGGUUUGGCGGUUCAGGCGGACAUGCCGACCUCGAGGUUCAGUGGCUUCGCGGCUGAUGCGCCUACAAGUCAAAUGCGGCCGCAGCCUUCGCCAUUUGCCGCUGCUGCCAACUGCGACUGUGCGGAUGCGUGUUCGACUGCUGGCGACGAAGAUGUGCAGUCGCAGUCUCACGCGCACGUCGCACAUCAGGCCACGGAUGCUUUGCGCCCUACUACUCCUGGUUCACCGUUCGAGUCCAUCGCUGCCACUGCUGUUCCUUCAUCCCCUCGCCCACUCGACAGCGCGUUGCACGAGCGUGCUGGGGAUCACGUCGCAGCGCCUGGUUUGCCCAUAAACUCUCGUCGCUGGGCGCAUGCUUCGCUUCCAGAUCUUUGGCGCCAGGCUGAGGGUUGCAACUGCGCCCAUGAUUCGGAACCAGUCGGCCUUGUUAUGCCUCUGUCGGCAUCCAACGCUGCUCUAGACAUCGAUGGUGCUGACAACCAUGGAAGUGGCCUCUUCGCCCCGACGUCUGGCGCGUCCGAUGGCGCCUAUCUUUCAGUAUCAAUGCAGCAGCACCUUCAGUCGCUGCUGCCCGAGGUAACGCGUACCGUCCUGCCGGGGCUGCUACCGUCCCUGUUGCCCACUGCCAUGGCAGCGGCGCUGCCGGCGGCAUCAGCCGCCGCCUCGACCGCUGGCGGGGCUGAAGCUCUGGCCUCUGCCGUGCCGGCCGUGCUGGAGGCCGCGUUGCCCGCGGCACUGGUGGCGGCCCUUCCAAAAGCUGUCUCUACAAUUCUUUCCGCCCUGCUCAAGACGCCUGCCACCGCCUCCAUCAAGGCCCACGCCAGCGACUUUUUCCCGGUUGGGGCUUCUAUGUCGACCAUUCCGUCGCUGUGCAGUGACGCCUCCGUGAUUGCGGCUGCUAACGUGCCGCAUGUUCCGGGCCCCGAGGAGCGCCAGCCCUCCCUGGACCAGCAAGGCGCCGCAGAGCUGCAGUUGGUGCGGAUGCUGUUCGGCGCUGACAGCAUGGAUCCCCAGGCACAAGGCACCGCUGCUGCAGCCACCAAGAAGCCUGCAGCUCUGGAGGUCGCCGCCGACGGAACGGGUGCUGCAUGCGGUGAGGUUAGCCCGGCUGGCAGCGUGGGUGGCGGUGCUGCUGGCAGCCGCGCGGGAAGCCCCACUGGCAGUGCGGGCAACCCUGCGGUCGUUGAUGCCACAGCGGCGAUUCAAGUACGCCAAGACCGUUCGUCGGCACCUUCCGAGAACGUUGCCGCCGCCGUCAUUUCUCCACGCAGGCCUUCAUUCCAUGCUCUGCCAGGCUCUUCUAGCGACGACGUUGCGGCAUCGCUAGCAUCUGCUGCGGCUGCCGGCAACAUCUUCUCCCGGCGGCUGUCGGAUACCGCCAACUACGGAUCGGCAUCCGGGGAUGCGUCGCAUAAUGCCCGCGUCACCGCCCCCGCGACCGCUAAGGACAGCCACCACGGCCACGGCCACCACAAGCACCACGGCAAGGGGGCCGCGCACAGCCACAGCAGCGGCGGCAGCGGCCAUGCUGACGAUGCGGUCAGCAGCGUUGACGACGCCCUCAGCAUCUGCAGUGGCGGCGACGUGCCUUCCCCCUACAACGAGCUCUGCCCCGCCGGUCUUCAGACCCUUAACAGCGGGCCUAACAGCGUCCUCCUCAGCGCCGGCGGCAGUGGUAUCGAUCUGAGUGCCGUUGCAGGUGCUACAGCAGAUGCCGCCGCAGCUGGUUUGUACGGCAUCAGUCGCGAUGCGCUGUUAGACAGACUUCAGCAGCUUCAGUUGCAGCCUCAGCAUGCUCCCACUGGGGCUCCUUCCUCACCUUCUCCUGCCGAGCUGCUCAUGGCUGCCGCAGCGGGCGGUCAGCUAGGUUCGCAGGUGCCUACCUCCCAGGCCGCCGCAACGGCCGCCGCCGCGGCAGCGGCGCUGCUUGCGCAGCAACAGCAGCAACACCACCAACAACAGGCCGCUGCUGCCGCCGCUGCACAGCAGCAAUUGCAGCAGCUGCAACAACUACAGGCUCUGGUCAACAACUCCCGUUCUAUGGUGGGCAUGAGCGAGCAGGACAUUGCACCGCCGUCACCACCCCUGGCGGCCGCGGCGGCCGGUGACAUCCAGUGGCGUCGCCCCUCGGGCACCGGUGCCUAUGGAACCACCGAGCUUUGGCAGCAGGAUGCCGACGCGCUGGGGUUCGCUGCUGCAGCUUCACUGGCGCUUGGACAGCAGCAACAGCAGCAAGCCGUCGCUGCUGCCGGACUCCUGCAGCAGCAACAGCAGCAGCAACAACAACAACAACAGCUGCUCGCACAGUCCCUGGCGGCGGUUGCCGCCGCCAACGUGGCUGGCCGGCAGUUGCGCACGGAAGAUCUGCUUGCCUUUGGCGGCGCAGCCACCGCUGGUCUGCAGCUACCGGCAGCGGCGGCAGCCGCUGCUGCUGCGGGCUUGGGUGGCUCUGCUGCCGCAGCGCAGCUAGCCGCUGUGGCGGCGGCAGCAGCCGCCCCAGGCGGUGCAGGCGCCGCCGACCUCGCAGCUUUCAUGGAUGCUGCCCUGCGUCGCAUGCUGCUGGUCAGCCCCCAGGUCGCUUCGGAGCUCGCUCGCGCUUGUGGUGCUUUUAGCGGCGCACAUGCGCAGCUGCAUCAUUUGUGCUGUGUGAUUGCGGAGCAGCUGCUGGAUGUGGCGGCGAUGGCGCCCGAGGUGGCUGCUGCUCUGCUGCGAGCGCUGGCAGCGCACCGUGCACGUGGCGCGCAGGCGACGGACGUCGACCCGCGUGUGAUGGGACGUAUCCUGCAGCUGCUGAGGGCUGGUCCCGCCGGUCGGCAGCUGUGUCUGGUGUCUCUAGAGCAGUGGGUGGACGGCCUCAGCCGCAUUCACAAGCGCCGAGCCUACCUGGACACCAUCCUGCACAACUACCAGCUCACGCUCAAGAGGCUGGUGCAGGCCAUGGGACACCAGGUCCAUGCCGUCAACAUGUCCCUCCCACGCCAGCUGCUCAAUGAUCUGUCUCCGCGCGCGCUGCUGCUGCUGACGGCGGAGCUGGCGCCCUACCCGCUGCUGCAGCCGCGGCGCUGGUCGGAGGAGAUCAUCUGGACCAUCACCCAGAUGCACGCCAUGGGCAUCGAGAUGCCCACCACACCCGCCUGCCUGGCCGCGGCUCCAGGGGUGGCCACCGCCGCAGGCGGCCAGGUCCCUACCAGCUCCUUCCAGUGGGAGAUGCGUCGCGCGCUGGCCGCAACCGCGGAGGACAUUGCCGCCGCGGGCGGUGCGGCGGUGGCGUGCGGCCAGUCGCCGCCUGGCAGCGCUGCGGCGGCGGGUCAGCUGGCGGCGGCUGCAGGUCUGGCGGGGCAGCCGGGAUCUGGGUCAGCGAGCGGCUCCACCACGCCGGGCGGCACGGCGGUUCCCUGGGCUGCGCACGCGGCGCUGCACCGGCACCUGCUGCUGGGGCUGCGCCGCGUGCAGUCGCGGUUCUUCAGCGAGCGGCUGCGCAAGGUGCACGGCCUGUACGGCGAUGCUGUGGAGUUGCUGCUGCGUCAGUCGCUGCCUCAGGACGUGCUGGUCCCGGAGCGCGAGGUGGUGGUACUGGUGGCGGUGCUGCUCAUGCUGGAGUGCCGCAUGCGCCCAGAUGACUUCGACGCCGCGUUCGGCCGCGACCUGCAGCGCUGUCUGGCAGUGUCGCCUGCAGAGGAGGUUGCGGCACGGCUCAGGUGUGGUCUGGUGCCCGACUCGCCACUUCGCAUCGACCCGCACAAGAGCCGGGCGCUGUCGCAGCUGCUGAAGCUAGGCACAUUGCCCGGCCAGGCGCCGUUUUGAGGCACAGCAGGCGUAUGACGUCCUUUGGCUUCCGUUUUGUGUGACGGCGCCGGUCCACGACAGCUAUUUGUGGCCCUAUAAACAUAGGGCGUGUUAGGGACGGGGAGGCGGGGAUACUGACUCUGAAGUCACUCUGCUUUGGAAGGACAUGAGGCGUGUGGGCCAACAAGGUUUGUUCCUUGUGUGGGUUUGUUGGUUGCUUUAGCGGUUAGGAGAUUUUCUUCAGGUCGUAUCUUGUCAUCGAUGGCGAUUGGUGUCUCUUUGCGGAAGGGCAGAGCAUGCCGAGCAUUUGGCUAUUCAAUCGGGCGGAAGCUGCUUUGCCUGUCCGUCACAAGUGGUUUCAUUUCUGAGUAAAACUAUUACGAUCGUCGAAACACUUACCGGGAACCCUGUUUAAAAGCCUCUACCUACUCAUAUAACGCUAGUCUGAUCCAUUUUCCGGAUAGGACUAAGUCUGGGUGCAUGUGGUGUGGCUUUUUGCUGAAGGCGGAGGGCGGGUGGAGGGCAGGGCGGACGCGCACUUGCCGGUGCCAGUAAUAGAUUUGUGAAACCAUUAUGUCAAGAGGAAAUUUAUAGUAAGCUGUGAGGUGGCAUUCAUUUUGGGGGCCGUGUGGAAAACUUUUUUCUGGCUUCUGCGCUUUUGGGCACGCCUGGGUGGUCUUAUAUGGCAUGUUUCGGCUCUUAUAAGGGAGAUGCAACUGUUGUCGCCUAUCAAGGGGACGAGGGAGCUCCUGAUGAGCUGAUCAUGUACCGAGCCCUUUCGCACGGGCAGAUGCUGAUUGAUAUGCGGUAGUGGGGAAUCUGUCGUCGGUUGCCUUGUUGGAAGCAAGUUGGCCGCCAAGAGGCGCGAGGUUUGUGUGCUUCUGGGUGGGCCGUGUUGGGGGCUUCGCGUUUUUGAGAGAAGUUCAGAACUGCCCUGUUUGUGUUUUCUGGCUGGUUCGGUUGCGUUGGCUGCCUGUGUCUGGGGGCUCGGCUCUGUUCCCGGCCGGCGGUUGGCGCUGCGGCAACUUUCUUAUGUCGUCGUAGGAGUGCUGCAUGCU